GCGUGUUUACUCCGUACGGACCCUUUUCUUUUGGCUCCGUUUACGGAAGUGGGUCGUCAUUAUUUACUAAACGGGACCAGUACGAUAUCGAUCAUCUGUAGAUUAGAUUAUUUCGUGUUAGUUUGUGUCGGACAGCAGAAUGCGCUCGGCCUGGCUGCUGUCGGCCGGCUGUGUGCUGUGGGUCUGCUCUCUGACAGCCGCUAUUGAGCCCAUCAGCACCAGUAUAGCGGUCGGGAUGGCAGCGGCUCUGACGGGCUUUCUGGCCGGAUAUCAGAACAUGUUUUAUUACUUCAAUGAGUGCUGCAGACCCGAGUGGAUCUCUUACAACAAAACAGGCCUGAAGUAUGACCUGGACACAAAGCUUUAUGGGCAGCACGUCGCAGGUCAAGUCAUCCUGAAAGCCGUCACGGGCUUCAUGAACAACAAAAAACCAAAGAAACCGCUGGUUCUGUCCCUGCACGGCUGGACCGGCACCGGGAAGAACUUUGUGAGCCAACUAUUGGCUGAAAACAUUUACGUGAAAGGCAUGGAGAGCAGCUUCGUCCAUCUGUUUACAGCAACAGCACACUUUCCUCAUGAGAUCCACAUAGACACCUACAAGACGCAGUUACAGGAUUGGAUACGAGGAAACGUUUCCAUCUGCCCUCGUUCCAUGUUCAUUUUCGAUGAAAUGGAUAAAAUGCAUCCCGGGUUGAUCGACAGUAUAAAGCCGUACCUGGAUUUUUACGAUAACCUGAAUGGAGUGUCUUACAGAGAGGCCAUCUUCAUCUUCCUCAGUAACGCCGGUGGUGAGAACAUCGUUCAGGUGGCUCUGGAUUUCUGGAAGGACGGCAAAGAACGAGAAGAGAUCCAGCUGAAGCAUCUGGAGACGGCGCUUUCACUGUCUGUCUUCAACAACAAAAACAGCGGUUUCUGGCACACCAGUCUGAUCGAUAAGAACCUGGUGGAUUUCUUCGUGCCGUUUCUCCCUCUGGAGUACAAGCACAUCAUUCAGUGCGGUCUGGCGGAGAUGAUCGCCAAGGGGCAUUCGCCUGACAAAGAAGUGGUGGAAAAAAUGGCCCACGACCUCAACUAUUUCCCUAAAGAGGAGCGCGUUUUCUCCAUGCAGGGCUGCAAAGUCAUUCCCAGCAGACUGGACUUCUAUAUCUGAACGAGAAGAGACAGAUGAGACUCUUUAUAAUUGACAGAAAUGGAGGAAUUGAGAGUAAACCAUGCUCAUUAAAGACUCUCAAGAGUGUUUUUAUCCAAUCACACGUCUUUUAUACAACAAUGGACUGUUUUAUUAAUGUCGAAUCAGCUGCUCGUGUCCCUGUUUUAAAGGGUGUUUGUUUAAAGAUGAUGAAUUUGCAGCGUACACUUUUUUAAAAAACGACUUUGCACAUUAUGGAGCUCCUGUAAAAAAAAAAACACUGGUGAUUCUAUGAAGCAUUAUUUGCUAUCAUGAUUUAUAUAUAAAUUGUACUUUGUAUGUCAAAAGCACUAAUUUGCCUUCAUCUUCAAUUAUCACAGAUGUUUAUUACAGCCUUUUUUGGGGGGUUUUCGGCUAAGCAAUGUUUAGAAUGAAAGUGAUCGUUAGAUAAGUCACAUGACCUUAAAAGCUUUAAUUUUCCUAAUUUGUCAGGAUUUACCAUUUUUGUUAAGUUUCUGGAUCACAGAUUGUAGUGUUGGUGGUUUAUAAUUGAAGAUUUUGAGUAAAUGUGUGCCUUUAUCUCAAUAGAGAGAUUUAAGUUCAGCAAAAAACAUGAUUUUUUAUUUCUUAAAGGCACUGAUUAUUAAUUGAUCUUGUUUUGAACGUAAUGUAACAUUUGAGACGUUUAUGAAGACUUCUGAGAUGCUCCAGGAAAAAAAUGUGAAAUACUUGAACUACAAGUUGAUUUUUGAUAAACGUUACGAGCUAAACUAA
This is a messenger RNA of Danio rerio (zebrafish), 1903 nucleotides long. RefSeq names its product torsin family 1 (gene tor1). The record is from RefSeq and is marked validated. Gene Ontology annotation, molecular function: ATP binding; ATP hydrolysis activity. Gene Ontology annotation, cellular component: cytoplasm; endomembrane system; endoplasmic reticulum lumen. Lineage: Eukaryota; Metazoa; Chordata; Actinopteri; Cypriniformes; Danionidae.